ACCAAAACAGCAGCAACAAAACCCCCGUUCUUGUUAUUUUCUAUCUUCCUUCUUCACUAUCUAGCAACAAACCCAAGUUAUUAAUGUCCUAUACCUCGAAACUGUUAACACAAUUGCAACUUUUCACUAGACCUACAUUAAAACAGUUGUUCAGUACAAAAGCAACAUCAGCAGCAUUAACACAACGUCAGAAAAUAGUUUUGAAAGACGAAGAUUUGAUCGAAACCUUCGUGAAAGGCUCUGGCCCUGGUGGCCAAUGUAUAAAUAAACGUUCUACUUGUGUCGAUCUUCGACACAUUCCAACUGGAAUCAGAGUACAGUGUCAACAAUCCAGAUCGUUGGCAGAUAACAGAGGGAUUGCAAGGAAGUUAUUACGCGAAAAAUUAGACGAAUUGAUCAAUGGUGAUAUGAGUAAAAAAGCUAAAAAAGCUGCGAAAAUAGCAAAACAAAAGGCCCGUCGAGCAAGAAGAGCGAAACAAAAAUACUCAAAAACAACAGAGGAAGAGGAGCUCCUUGAGGAGUCAGUGACGGAAACCAAGGAAGCGAUUACGAACCCUCCAUCUGGUAGCCCAGCAGUUUAGACAAAAUCUUUGAAUCGCUGCAGGCAGGGGUUUAUUGACGGGUUUACAGAGUUACAAAAUACAACGACGAUCACUUGUUGAAAGGAUUCUCUAAGGAGGCCUCCAAGACUACAUAUAAAAUUGUUUUUAGGGCUCCUAUUGUUGCUUUGUCCCCGCAUAUCUUACUAU
Mycotypha africana is the source of this 749-nucleotide messenger RNA. Its product is annotated as RF-1 domain-containing protein. The record is from RefSeq and is a predicted model, not a curated record. NCBI's taxonomy places the organism in Eukaryota, Fungi, Mucoromycota, Mucoromycetes, Mucorales, Mycotyphaceae. The transcript has 2 exons. Gene Ontology annotation, molecular function: translation release factor activity. The coding region runs from base 84 to 581 and encodes 165 amino acids. Gene Ontology annotation, biological process: translational termination.